CGCAAAGAAGAGGAGAAGAACACCAAUAACUUUAACUGACAGUAAUGACACUUUCGUCAUCUAUAUUUGAGGAGGAUGAUCUUACUUACUGGCAUCUGGUGUAGUAAGGUGUUCCUGAAGCAAUAUUGUAUUGUAGAUGAGAUAACUUUGUAAGGGCGAUAGAAUGCUGCUCCUAAAAUCUUAGUGCCGGGUAAACUUAAAUUUUUGUACUGUCAAAAAAACGCGUAGUGAAGUCAAGUAGCAGUAUCUACUGUUUACAAAACAACCACUAUGAUCAUCAUUUGAUUUGAAGUUUAGUUGUAUAUAGAACGAACGAAACAAACGAUGAGUAACUACUACGACCUAGACGAUAUACUAGCUGAUGGAGAAAAGGUACCGUGUCGUUUCAAUAUGACUGUCCCUGGUUUAGGAUAUUUAGAGGGAAAUCCAGGUAAACAAAUCAAUAAAGAUUCCAAACUUGAAUUACCAUUUUGGUUGGCAAAAGUGUUAGCAGUAUGCGAUUUACAAGAAGAGUCAGGGAAUAGUUUCAUAGAUAUUGCUUCUCCAGAAGCAAUCAAUUUGAAAGUAUUGAAUGCCAUUAAGACAAGUUCCAAAAGUGUUGAUUUACACAAAUUAUUACCAAAUUACUAUAAACUAAUCGAAAGAUGGUGUUCUAUGUAUUCAGAUCCUGAAAUUACAACUAUAGUCAUGCAAAUGUUAAAGGAGAGAUCAUUCGAAAUCAAUAAUUAUGCCAGUAAUCCAAACAUGGGUGUUAAUAACGAUUUCAUCUACUCCUUAGAUGAAUAUGAAAAGAAAUUAUAUAAAUUAACAACUGAAAGUAAUAAACAGAUGAGAAGUUGGUUACGAGAUUAGAGAAGAUAUAUAUAGAUUACGAAACCUUUUUUAACGAUUCAAAAUAGAUAUGAUACAAAAUAAUAUUAAAUUAAAAUACUAAUAUAGAAAAUACAUUGAUAUAUGUACAUAAUGUAAGAAUGUUCACCUUUGGUUUCAUUUUUCGUCUUCAGCAGGAUCUGCAUCAACUUCAUGUUCUUGAGAACUUUCUUCAUCGUUCUUCUCGUCGAAUAAGUCAU
Molecule: messenger RNA, 1070 nt
Organism: Scheffersomyces coipomensis
Lineage: Eukaryota; Fungi; Ascomycota; Pichiomycetes; Serinales; Debaryomycetaceae
Gene: PSF3
Product: DNA replication protein
Exons: 1
Coding region: 325-852 (175 amino acids)
Biological process (GO): mitotic DNA replication initiation
Cellular component (GO): GINS complex
Source: RefSeq, a predicted model, not a curated record